Phycomyces blakesleeanus NRRL 1555(-) is the source of this 1270-nucleotide messenger RNA. RefSeq lists its product as hypothetical. Lineage: Eukaryota; Fungi; Mucoromycota; Mucoromycetes; Mucorales; Phycomycetaceae. The record is from RefSeq and is a predicted model, not a curated record. Bases 143 to 1210 code for a protein of 355 amino acids. The transcript has 2 exons.
GUCAAAUCCAAAUCCAACAUCAGCAACAACAGGUGGAAGUAACAGUCUUUCAGAGGCAGAAAAGUUCUUGGAGUCUCUCGAUCUACCAGAAUCCGGCAACAAUGAGCACACUGCUUCUGGUACAGCCGAUUCCACUGAUAUCAUGUCCUUUUUGGAUGAGAUUGCAAAAUACCCAUCAGAGUCAUCUACUAUCCCGCAAAAAGAAUACGCAAAGUCCUCUUCUGAUGCUACUCAAAAUUCACAAAUUAGCAUAACCGAGCCAGCAUCCGCACCAACCCCAGUAUCUGAUAAGCAAGUACCUACUGAUGGUUGGAUGUCUUGGGGAAACUCUCUGUGGACUCAAGCCAGUGCUGCCGUUAAAACUACUACAGAACAAAUCAACCAGACUAUUGCUAACGAAUCAGCUGCAAAGCUUUUGGAGGAUCGUAUGAAGCACCUUCAAGGCCUGGUGAACAAAGAGAAUAUCGAGAAGCUAGGCACUGGAUUGCGUAACCUGACAGUUCAGUCUAUGAAUACUUUUCUCGAGACAGUAGCACCACCAAUCUCCGAACACGAAUUGGUCGAGGUCUGGUUAUCUCACGAUAUGAAUGGUUACGAGGGAAUGGAGUCACUGGUUUACCGUUCAUUUGCCAGAGUUAUGGAAAACACAGAGACCGGACAAGUUGUAGUUCGUAAGGGGGGUAACAAAGGAGAAAGUAACAAGUCAACUGGAAAUGUGGCAAAUGAUUUGAACAUGUGUGAGGGCGCUCUUGAAGGAACCAAACUCGCAAAGGCAAACAUUGACAACCUUAUUAAGCUUCACUAUACUGCACCUGAAGAAAAGACAGAUUAUAUACCCCAGCAGGGAGCUGUUCCAGUCAUAAACUGCCCUGUUUUCAUGGCCAUUCAACCUGUAAAGCACUCUGUUCCUCUUUUUGAUGAAGAUGAUACAGAGAAGCAGCAAUUGGUUUACGUCUUAUUGCUUGUAGACCCGACUCACAACCUCAAGUUUAAGACAUAUUCUCAGUCAAUACCCUUGAGUUGGCUGGAAAUUGCUUAUGAAGAAAACGAAUGGGUCGAGGAAAAAUUGACAGAAGUAGUACAAGCUGCAGUAAUUACACUGGCACAAGAUUACGUGUGGACACGUAUGACGGGUGGUAAAUCAUCUGCUACUGGAGCUUCUGAUCAAACCGAGGAAAAAGCAAAGGUUGAACAUACUUUGGAUGUAUAGGUUGAAAACUUUUACAUCCUCCUCUAAUAAAGUAAUCUACUUUGUAUAAAUCAUGUACAG